Molecule: messenger RNA, 375 nt
Organism: Entamoeba dispar SAW760
Lineage: Eukaryota; Evosea; Mastigamoebida; Endamoebidae
Product: D-3-phosphoglycerate dehydrogenase, putative
Exons: 1
Coding region: 1-375 (124 amino acids)
Molecular function (GO): NAD binding
Source: RefSeq, a predicted model, not a curated record
AUGAUUAAAACAAGUGACAUCAUUAGUAUUCAUUGUCCACUUACUGAUAAAACAAAAGGACUUUUUAAUUAUAAAGUAUUUCAAGAAAUGAAAAAAAGUGUAAUUAUCAUUAAUAUGGCACGUGGACCAAUUGUUGUAAAUGAUGAUAUUGCAAAAGCACUUCAAGAAAAUUUAAUUGGAGGAUAUGGAACUGAUGUUUUUGAUGAAGAACCAAUUAAGGCAUCAAAUAAAUUAUUAGAAGUAAGAAGUGAAAAGAUUGUAUUUAGUCCACACAUUGGAUGGGCAACAAUUGAAGCAAGAGAACGUUUAUUUAAUGAAACACUAAAGAAUAUUGAAUCAUUUCUAAAAGGAGAAUAUAGAAAUAGAAUAGUCUAA